Molecule: messenger RNA, 4625 nt
Organism: Prinia subflava (tawny-flanked prinia)
Lineage: Eukaryota; Metazoa; Chordata; Aves; Passeriformes; Cisticolidae
Gene: TBX20
Product: T-box transcription factor 20
Exons: 8
Coding region: 3303-4625 (440 amino acids)
Biological process (GO): positive regulation of DNA-templated transcription; cell fate specification; heart looping
Cellular component (GO): nucleus
Molecular function (GO): DNA-binding transcription factor activity, RNA polymerase II-specific; RNA polymerase II cis-regulatory region sequence-specific DNA binding
Source: RefSeq, a predicted model, not a curated record
CUGCACCUGGGUGCGGUGAGGAAUGUCAGCUCCGGUUCGCAUCCCCUGGGAAGAACGCGCGGACGUUUUUAAGUACAUCCAGUUGGCUGGGAAAGCAGAGAGGAAUCAAGAGCGUGGAGGUACCAGUGUGUUCCCCUGCCAUCCCCUGGUCUCUGGAAGCCGGCCUGUCGCCGGAGAGGGUCAUGGGCAGGGCCGGCAAAGCAGCCCGGGGAAGCCGGGCUCUCACCCUUUCCCACUCGGGUUGCCUGAUCCAUGUGUCUGCCCAGUUCGGCCCCGGCGGGGGAGAGAGCCGUAGCAAGGAUAAGGCGGCCGGAGCUGAGACCCAUUCCCUGCCCACGGGGAAGGAGGGGGUGCUCUGGGCGUCUAGACAAGGCUCAUUUCCUUAUCGGAGGCGGAGCGAGGGUAAAAAAAGCCUAAAAAUAUAUAGAUUAUCGUGGGAUAGAGCGAAAAAUUUCAUGGCUUAACCAAGCAAAAGAAAAGCCAUCCCAUGUGGACGGACUCGUUUAAAUUAAAAUAAAACGAAGCUCCUGGUUGCUUUCCACCCCGGUUUUGGUUUUGGUUUUUUGGGGGGUUUUUGUUGUUGUUUUUUUUUUAACCUCCAAGGUACGCGCAGAGACCGUCAAGCUCCCAAAGCCAGUUCCUCUCCCCGGGGUGACACCUCCUGCCCAGAGGUGACCGGGAGCCCCGUCCCAGCCCCACGGCCGCGCCGCGGCCUCGGCUCCCCCUCGCCCGCCGCUCCGCUCCCCUCCGCGCCCCGGUGCGCCGUGCCCCGCUCACCGCGCAGCGCUUCCCCCGCCGCUCCCGAGCCCUCCUGCCCCGGGCCCGGGCAAUGACCGCUCGCCCUGCGGGGCUGGAAAUCCCGCGGCAAGGAAGAGCAGAAAUCGGUCCGGAGCUGCCUCAGCUGCCGGGGCUGAGGCGGUGUUUCCCAGACGGACGCGCAGAAAUACCCACAGGCACCCACCGCCCCUCUCCCCUCAGCCCCUAUGGACAGCCCCUGCUAGGGAUAGGUAUGUUACGACCUCACUGCUAGGGAACGGAAAUAAGCAAGGGAAAGAGAGAGAUUGCUUUUUGGGGGUUGAGAUUGGUUGCUUUUUGGUGGUGGUUUGGUGGGUUUUUACUUUGGUUUUUGUUUGUUUGUUUUUGUAGGAUCUGCGCUGUUACUUUGACGGGAAGCUGUGAGUUUCCUUACUUGCACGGCGCAUACAGUAGGUAGGAAACCAAAGGAGACUCAGGCAUCCCUGUUACCACCGGAGGAAAGGUGAAGAGCAUAACUUCCCAGGCUGUUUGUACCCUCCUUUGUCCUUCUUUUCAGGCAGGCCGGACCCUGCUUUUCGGGUAGGGCCAAGGGAGCGCAGGGCCGGGAGCUCGGGAGCCCCAUCCUUGCCGCCCCUCCACGCCAGGAGGGGUCCCAGGAGCGGGGCUGUCCCGCAGGAAAACCGGACCCGUAGCUGGCGGGAUGUCGCUCGGAAUAAAGUGGUAAAGUGUUGGAGGGGCUUUUUGUUUGUUUGUUUUGUUUGUUUGUUUGUUUGUUUUUUAAAGAUUGAUGUUGGCAGAACCCCUCGUCUCUGUUUCCCUGUGUCAAGCAAGAGGCCAUGCUUCGUGAGCUGACCCUCCCGGCUCGCCGGCCGCGGGGCUGGUGGCCUCUCCCCUUUCGCCCCUCUCCUCCCGCUAAUGCCUGAGGAGAGACCGGGCCCCCAGACCGCUGUGGGCCACGCCGAAAUCCUCUGCCAGACGCUUUAGGCACUUCUAAAUACGCACGUCACCCUUGCGAUAGAUAUUCUAUCUAUUAGGGAAAUUCAGUUAACAAAGGGGCAAGCUGCAGUUGGUUCUCGCUGAUCUCAAAGCGAUAAAGCACUGUUUCGUCUUCCACACUCCACUGGCUGAGAAGGGUGGCCCAAACAAUUAUUUUUCCAUAAUAAUUAAUUAAGUGUAGUAGGAACGGGAGCGACACCGGGUAUGUAUGGCUCUUGGCACGAGUCCUGCAUAGCAAGAGCCCUUGAACUCUGUUCUAGGUUUGAAAGGUGGGAGGAACUUCAGCAACAAAGUAGCACGCACUCUUGAGAGUCGUUCUAGAGAGUUAAUAUUUUCAGUAAUGUUUUUAUUUAAAGGAAUUUAAUAAAGCGCUGCUUUUCUUUAUUUAAUUUAUUAAUCAGAAUAUGUUUAUAUUGUAUAUGUGAAAGAGUACUGAUGAGCAACUUACUUAAACCAUUGCCUUGGAAUAAACUACUCGUUGGUACCACCAGUCCGUCCCGACUUUAUCUGUCUUAUUUGCUUGAUCAAUAUCAUCUAUUUUGGCGCAGCCGAUGAAACAGAUUUGAGGAAAACUCCGCAAUCAGCGGCCCACGCACUGGUUUGGCUGAGAAGGGAAUGCUGCAGGGGUCUCACCUGGAGCUGGUGGGGGGAGAGUACAUCUCACCGGGAUGACAAUAUUUGGGAUCCGGUGCAGGAAAACCGAGGGCACGAUCAGCAUUAAGGAACAUUCUGUCCCAACAGAAAGCACACAACGACGAAAACGGCUGCUUUGAAAGCUGUGGUCUUUUAAUAUUUGAAUGUAACAGAGGAAAUUGACACUCACACGCACGCACCAAAAAAAAAACCAAAAACCAAAAAACAAAAAACAAACAAACAAAAAAAAAAACACCCACAAAAAAACCCAAAACAACAACAACAACAAAAAAACCAAAAACACAAAAAAAACCCCCCACAAAAACAAAAAAACACACCAAAAAACAUAUCCACAAUUACAUUUCAUCCUUUCAAGCGCCUCUCCGCCGUUUCUUGCCUCGGCAAAGCGAAUAGCCUAGGGACCUUCUCGGGAGCAUCCCCGGCCGCGCGGCCUGCCCCCCUCUUCCCGCCCGCAGGGCUCAGAGGAGCGGAGGGCGCUCCCCGAACCGCAGCCGGGGCCCCGGCGGGGACCGAGGCUGGGGUGCCCAAAAGGGGAGCGGCUGCGGGGAGCCGUCCCGGGGCCCGGCCGCCCCCUCCCCACCCUGCGGGCGGGCAGAGCCCUCCCCUCUUCUCCCUCCCUCCCCUCCCUCAGCCCGUCCGUCCGUCCCUCCUCCUGCCGCUGCCCGCCUCCGCCCCCUCCCCCGCGGCCGGGCCGGGCCGGGCCGGGGCCCUUGACGUGUCCCGGCGCCGAUUGGCCGCCGGCCGAUAGGAUCUCCGCGGGCCCGCGUUAAGGCGGGGGAGCGCGCGGCGCCGGCAGCAGAGCGCUCCCGGGAUCCCGGCUCCGCCAGCCCCGGCCGGUUCUCCCGCCCGCCCCGUCCGGGCAGCGCCGCAGCCAGCCGCGUCCCCGCGCAGUGGCCAUGGAGUACACGCCGCCCCCCAAGCCGCAGCUCUCCUCCCGCGCCAACGCCUUCUCCAUCGCCGCCCUCAUGUCGAGCGGCAGCUCCAAGGACAAGGAGUCCCCCGAGAGCACUAUCAAGCCUCUGGAACAAUUCGUUGAGAAAUCCUCCUGCGCUCAGCCUUUGAGUGAUUUAUCCAGUCUGGACCCUCACGGGGAUUUUAGCAGCAGCCCUUCUUCCCUCUGCACCGAACCCCUCAUCCCCACCACCCCCAUCAUCCCCAGCGAGGAGAUGGCCAAAAUCUCCUGCAGCCUGGAGACCAAAGAGCUCUGGGACAAGUUUCACGAACUGGGUACCGAGAUGAUCAUCACCAAAUCCGGGAGGAGAAUGUUUCCUACGAUCAGGGUUUCCUUCUCGGGAGUGGAUCCUGAGGCCAAGUAUAUUGUGUUAAUGGAUAUAGUUCCUGUGGACAAUAAAAGAUAUAGAUAUGCCUACCACAGGUCUUCCUGGUUAGUGGCUGGAAAAGCUGACCCUCCUCUGCCUGCAAGGUUGUAUGUGCACCCCGACUCCCCGUUCACAGGAGAGCAACUGCUGAAGCAGAUGGUGUCCUUCGAAAAAGUCAAACUCACCAACAACGAGCUGGAUCAGCAUGGCCAUAUCAUUUUGAACUCCAUGCACAAGUACCAGCCAAGGGUCCACAUCAUUAAGAAGAAGGAUCACACAGCUUCUUUGCUAAAUCUGAAAUCAGAAGAGUUCAGAACAUUCAUCUUUCCAGAGACAGUUUUUACUGCUGUUACUGCCUACCAGAAUCAGUUGAUAACCAAGCUGAAAAUUGACAGCAACCCUUUUGCUAAAGGAUUCCGUGACUCUUCCAGACUCACUGAUAUCGAGAGAGAAAGUGUGGAGAGCCUUAUCCAAAAGCAUUCCUAUGCCCGAUCCCCCAUUCGGACCUAUGGAGGAGAAGAUGAGCUCGGAGACGACAGCCAGGCAACACAAAGCAGAGGGUCAGCCUUUACAACAUCUGAUAACCUGUCCCUCAGUUCCUGGGUUUCCUCUUCAACCAGUUUCCCAGGAUUUCAGCAUCCACAGUCUUUGAGUGCCCUGGGUACCAGCACUGCAUCCAUAGCUACACCCAUUCCUCACCCAAUCCAAGGAUCUCUGCCUCCGUACAGCCGCCUGGGAAUGCCCCUCACCCCCUCUGCUAUAGCCAGCUCCAUGCAAGGCAGCGGCCCCACCUUCCCGUCCUUCCACAUGCCAAGGUACCACCAUUACUUUCAGCAGGGUCCUUAUGCCGCUAUCCAAGGACUGCGUCACUCCUCCGCAGUGAUGACACCGUUCGUAUGA